UGCGACACAUUCACGCUGAGUCCACCGGCCAGCCAGCGUGCCAACCAGUCAACUAUCCAACGCCGCGCAUUAAUCUGUGAACGUGUGAGUGAAGUGGUAGUAGCGGCACACAACGGUACGCUAGUAGCGCGCUAGUAUUUGGCGAGUAAAAAAUAAAGUGCAUUCGAGCAACGGACGCCACACGACGACGAGGAAUGCAGCUGCUGCGUUGCAGCUGUGAAAACUUUACUUUUGUGAUUUUGAUUUGAGUUUAAAGAACAUUUCAUAUAUUUUCCGUUUUUGUUGGUUUUUUUUUUUUAAUUGAAAUAAAUGUGGCUCGAUUAAAGCUCAAUGUGUUUCUUAACCUGUUUUCUAAAACACUCUACAAUCAAGUUGUUUAAUUGCGCGAGUUUUUUGUGUAAUCACAUACAUAUCUACACACAUAUAUAUCUUUAGACUAUUUCGUAAUUGUUGCUCAUCGCCGGCGAAAUUGUGUGCGUAGUAAAACAACAAAAAUAAGUGAAAAAUAAAACAAAAUAGAAAAUGAAUAACUUAACAAAAACUGAAUUGUUACCAAAGAGCGGACAUGUCACUGAAGUGUGCAAGGAAUGGCUGGUACGUGAAGACAGCGCACUGGCCUAUAAAUUGCAGUCGCAAGAGAUAAAUGACUUCUACAAAGGCAAUCGACAGCGCAAUGCUGUGGUACGUGAAGAUUUUCCCACCGCGCUGAACGAACAAAUCAAAGAGAAGGAAGAGGCGGAGAAGCAAGUGGAAAUGUAUCGGCGACGCCUGCACGAACAGGAAGCGCAUGACAAGCGUGUGGCCAAGGAGAUCGCCGACAAGUUGGAACGUGACUUGCAGGAACAAAGACAGCGUGAGUUGUUGGAGAGCGAAGAGAUGGCGCAGCAGAUGCAGGAGCUGUACGUGAAUUUGCCGCCACCGACGCGUGGCAAGGCGCAAUUGCCACCGCCGCGUCCCGCUAAAGCAAGUAUCUUGCAACAGAAUCCAAAUGAACCCUCAACAUCGAAUGGUAGAUAUUUUGGUGGUGGUAGUAGUGGUGGCAGUAGUAGUAGUACCAGUAGUAGCCAGCACAUGAGUCAUCAACAGCUGUUACAAUCACCACAAACACCGCAACACCAGUCAGCAUUUCAACCAUAUCACAAGCCGCAACAACAACAACAUGAACAAACAUCACCAGAAUCAUAUUUGUUGCAACAGAAUCAUUUCUCACAAACCGAUUGUUAUGUUGGCAUCAGCAUACAAAAGUCACCCUCACUUACAGGAGGAUCAGCGGUAGAUUCACCAUCACCACCAACAUCUUCAACACGCAAACAUCAGCAAACAAAAACAUCAACCAAUGGCGCUUCACACUUAUUGCAUCAACAUCAACACUCAUUGUCCUCCAUUUCAUCGGGUUCGGCUGCAUCGACAUCCUCAGGAGCUGCUGCUGCAGCAAUAAUGGCAACCUCACCGGUACAAUCAUCCUCAUUUCCACAUCAACAUCCACACCAGCAUACACCAACAGCACUACAACAACAACAACAAAAACGCAAUGCGUUCGAUAUGCACCAAAACCCCACACAUGCACCUUAUACUAAUCACUCACCAACCCACACAACAACAACAACAACAACACCACCAGGUGUACACCAACGUCAGCACUCAGUUGAAGAAUUGGUUGAGUACUCAGAUGUUGUUGAUAACAUACGCCAACAGCAUAAUAUGAGUGCAACUGAUGGUGUUGGCCUUACAACCGGUUCACCACAAUCACACCACAACACUUUCAGUAAUAAUCACCCCAUUCCAACCACUGGUGCUUUAAGCAAUCGUCUGCAUUCGGUUUCCAAUGAGAAUUUGCUUAGAAAUGAACAUAAAUUUCAGAAACUCUCACCUGAGAAAUACGAUCAGCUGGUGGGUAAUGAUGGCAGUGGUGGGUGUGGCAUGCCAAAUGCGAUGGCCGCUGAGCGGCAUAUGCAAGCGCAUGCCGAUGACAUCGAAUUGUAUGUGGAUCCGUGUGAUUAUGCGAGCUUAAAGGAGAUCGGCUUGCCGAUGGAGGAGAUCAAGGAGAUGAGUAAGAAGCUGAAACAGGAGCAGAAGGAUGAGCUGUUGGCGCGACGCUUGCAACAAAUGGAGUCACAUGACGGACUCACACAGGAAGAGCGCGAUCGGUUGUUGGCGAUCGAGGCGCAAGACAAAGAGCUGGCGAAAAUGCUGCAAGAUCGCGAGCGCGCCAAAGCGAAACGCGCCAAAGAGAAGGCGCGCCUGCGCAAACAUCAACAAAAGGAUGGCAACACCACACUGUGCUCCUCCAGUGGCAGCUCUUCGAAUGGUCUACAUUGUGGUCCACUGUUACCACUGCCACAGGAUUGCCUCUCAUUCGGCAAGCACUCGUCACAUGCAGCACCCUCACCAACAGCGGUCGCGCCCAACAACUUCCCCUACAGCGCGCAUGCGUCCGCGCAAAAUGGCUUACAUGCGCACGCGGUGACGGAGGAGGAGGAGGCGGACAUCAUCGAUGUGGAGGCCUACUCGAAUCCCAUUGAUGUGCUGCACAAUCAACAACAACGCCAACAACAGAAUGGCACACUCACUAAUGGCAGUCUGACACGUGAGGGUGGACGCCGCAGUAACGGCAGUCUACACAAUGGCAACAUUGCACAACAACACAACAGCAUGUUGCUGCAACGCGGUGAAGAUGAUAUCUACACGCUGCCGGUGGAUAGUUGUCGCCCAGGGCAGCGGCCUACAUCGCUGAACAUUAGCGCGGCCAGUGAUGCGCAACUCUUGCAACACAACUCAAUGACUAGAUCUGAAAACUACUCCAUUGAUUCGCAUGACUCACUGAGCCGUCACGAGCUGGCGCCACGCAUGAACUACUCGCAGUCGAGUACUUUUGGUAUAUAUUUGAAAGCUCAAGCCCCACACCGCCUUAUAUGCCGAUUCAGGGUACGCGACGCUCAAACUCCGGCGACGAGCGGAAAAAGAAGUCAAAAGAUAAGUGUACGCAUCAGUGAAGCGGCGGCCACAAAUUAGUCGAAUUGCUCAUUUACACCUACAUACAUAUAUAUUGAUUAUAUAUUAAGUAUUCGUACAUAUCCUUGUUAUAAACUGCAUAUAUUCAACUAUACAUAUUUAUCAAUAUACAUACUACUCUAAAAGUUAUUCACUAAAACUCAUGAGCGUUUAUUAAAAUUGAAAAUCUCUCAAAUUCAUAUCAAAAGCUUCACUUCACAAGUCUACAUACAUACUCUUAUGUACUUAUUUGUUAAACGCGAUAUUAAAUAAACUUUAUAUUAACAUAGCAAGAGUUAACAGUUAAAUAUAUUUCUGUUAAAAAGGUAAUGAAAAACAAUAAUCAUAGUAUGUAUUUGGUGCGCAUACGCAUUUAUUAUAUAAAUCUCUUACACAUACCUUCACAUAUUAGGUUGGCAAAUAUCUACCAUCCGCUUUUUGGUCUUUGUUCAAUGCUUUAUAAAAAGUGUUACAGUGAUCGAAUAUGCGCCAUUUCAUUCGAUAAUUUGUUGCCAUGUAGACAGCCACUUCUUAAUACCCCCUCGUAGAAGCCCCCUCCUUAUUUGAGAAGAACUCGGAUAGCCACUUUUCACAAGCCUCAUUUUAAGUUCAACUUUACACCACCAAGGGUAUUCGGAAUGGAUAGGAAUAUGUGGUAAUCACUUAGCGCUAUGUCCGGACUAUAUGGUGGAUGCGAUAAUACCUACCAUCCUAGCUUCCAUAACU
Zeugodacus cucurbitae (melon fly) is the source of this 3717-nucleotide messenger RNA. RefSeq lists its product as uncharacterized. Bases 523 to 3012 code for a protein of 829 amino acids. The record is from RefSeq and is a predicted model, not a curated record. Lineage: Eukaryota; Metazoa; Arthropoda; Insecta; Diptera; Tephritidae. The transcript has 11 exons.